Messenger RNA from Oncorhynchus nerka (sockeye salmon), 3450 nucleotides. Its product is annotated as cryptochrome-1-like. The record is from RefSeq and is a predicted model, not a curated record. Gene Ontology annotation, biological process: entrainment of circadian clock by photoperiod; negative regulation of DNA-templated transcription; circadian regulation of gene expression. Gene Ontology annotation, cellular component: cytoplasm; nucleus. The coding region runs from base 827 to 2455 and encodes 542 amino acids. NCBI's taxonomy places the organism in Eukaryota, Metazoa, Chordata, Actinopteri, Salmoniformes, Salmonidae. The transcript has 10 exons. Gene Ontology annotation, molecular function: FAD binding; DNA binding.
AUCCGGGGAGCUGACACGCUUCGAUGUGUUUACAUCCUAGACCCCUGGUUUGCAGGGUCCUCCAACGUGGGCAUCAGCAGGUGGAGGUAGUGGACUACCUCAUGAAGCUGGUUGAGAGAAUAUCAAGAGUGUGCAAAGCUGUCAUCAAGGAAAAGGGUGGCUACGUUGAAGAAUCUCAAAUAUAACAACUUUUUUGAUUUGUUUAACACUUGUGGUUAAUACAUAAUUCCAUAUGUGUUAUUUCAUAGUUUUGAUGUCUUCACUAUUAUUCUACAAUGUAGAAAAUAGUAAACAAUUAAGAAAAACCCUUGAAUGAGUAGAUGUGCCCAAACCUUUGACUGCUACUGUAUAUAGUGUAUAUUUAAGCAAUAAGGCCCAAGGGGUGUGCUAUAUGGCCAAUAUACCACAGCUAAGGGCUAUUCUUACGCACGACGCCACGCAGAGUGCCUGGAAACACCCCUUAGCUGUGGCAUAUUGGCCAAGUAUAAACUGAUUACCAACUUAAUUAGAGCAGUAAAAAUAUAUGUUUUGUCAUACCCGUGGUAUACGUUUCGAUAUACCACGUCUGUCAGCCAAUCAUUAUUAAGCUCUUGAACCACCCAGUUUAUAAAUAGGCCUAGCCAAUGUAAAGUUCUGUGUGUGUGUGUGUAAUCUGCUCCAGGUCAAUGGAACAACUGAAGCUUAGACAGGAGUUAGCCUAGCCAGCCCUUUAGAGGCUUCGUCUGGAGAGCGCUUGUUUGACCUGCAGUCGGAGUGCGUUGUCCAGAGGACAUAAACCGUUACCAUUAGACAAUUGUAACAACGCCAGAAAUAUUCAUUAAAAUGUAUGCACGUUUUAGUCAUAGACAUUGUUUCUGUUACUAUAUAUUUUUCUGAAUGGUUUGCUUCAUCUGAUCAUCAGGGCCGCCUCCAGAAUGAAUCACUUGGACGGGAUUUGAUUUCCAUAAGGGGGUUCUUACUACAAUGUCUAGAGGACCUAGACGCCAGCCUCCGCAAGCUCAACUCCCGUCUGUUUGUCAUCCGGGGCCAGCCUACUGAUGUCUUCCCCAGGCUGUUCCAGGAAUGGCAGACCAGCCAGCUGUCUUAUGAGUACGACUCUGAGCCCUUCGGCAAGGAACGUGACGCCGCCAUCCAGAAGCUGGCCAGCGAGGCCGGUGUGGAGGUUACUGUCAAAGUCUCCCACACUCUCUAUGACCUGGACAAGAUCAUCGAGCUAAACGGAGGCCAGUCCCCUCUCACCUACAAGCGUUUCCAGGCACUCAUCAGUCACAUGGAUGCCGUGGAAUCACCCGCUGAGAUCAUCACUGCUGAGGUCAUGAGGAAGUGUGCCACGCCCAUCAGUGAUGACCAUGACGACAAGUUUGGCGUGCCCUCCCUGGAGGAGCUUGGCUUUGAGACCGAAGGCCUGGCUACAGCAGUAUGGCCAGGGGGAGAGACGGAGGCCCUCACUCGCCUGGAGAGGCACCUGGAGAGAAAGGCAUGGGUGGCCAACUUUGAGCGUCCCAGGAUGAACGCCAACUCCCUGCUGGCCAGCCCCACAGGCCUCAGCCCCUACCUCCGCUUCGGCUGCCUCUCCUGUCGCCUCUUUUACUUCAAACUCACUGACCUCUACAGGAAGGUGAAGAAAAACAGCUCACCGCCCCUCUCGCUCUAUGGCCAGCUGUUGUGGCGCGAGUUCUUCUACACCACAGCCACCAACAACCCCCGCUUCGACAAAAUGGAGGGCAAUCCGGUUUGUGUGCAGAUCCCCUGGGACCGCAACCCGGAAGCGCUGGCCAAGUGGGCCGAGGGGAGGACAGGGUUCCCCUGGAUUGACGCCAUCAUGACCCAGCUGAGACAGGAGGGCUGGAUCCACCACCUGGCCAGACAUGCUGUUGCCUGCUUUCUCACUAGAGGAGACCUGUGGAUCAGCUGGGAGGAGGGCAUGAAGGUAUUUGAGGAGCUGCUCCUGGAUGCAGACUGGAGUGUGAACGCAGGCAGCUGGAUGUGGCUCUCAUGCAGCUCCUUCUUCCAGCAGUUUUUCCACUGCUACUGCCCUGUGGGCUUCGGCAGGAGGACGGACCCAAACGGAGACUACAUACGGCGCUAUCUGCCCAUACUGAAGGCCUUCCCAGCCAAGUACAUCUUCGACCCCUGGAACGCGCCCGAGAGCAUGCAGAAGGCAGCCAAGUGUGUGAUCGGCAUGCAUUACCCCAAGCCCAUGGUGCACCACACCGAGGCUAGCCGCCUCAACAUCCAGAGGAUGACGCAGAUCUACCAACAGCUCUCCUGCUACCGCGGUCUGGGGCUGCUCGCGACAGUGCCUGCUAAUCCUAACAAUGGUGGAAAUGGUGUGGGGACCUCCCCUGAAGAAAUCCAGCAUGAGGCAGUCGCUCAAGCAGGCAGAGGACAUGCUGCCGUGAAGCGUAGCAGUGAGGACCUCACACCGGGGGGUAGCAACAAGGCCCAGAGGUAGACCAGCAACUAGUCCCUGAUGUGGAAGGGUAGAGGAGAAGGGGGUACCAGCUACCCUGUUGAUCUCCAGUAGGCUCCACCAGCACUUGAAGCACUGCAUCCUCCUCCCCUGACUCUUCAACUCUACAGGAGCACAUCUACCUCAGUGGUGUGAGCAGCAGUAGGAAGAGAUGGAGCAGAGGAGAGGAAAGGAGGCUGCUAACAUCCCACAUUGAACUAUGGGGAACAUCAAAUCACAUGAUCCCCAAAGAACUGAUCGCAGUCUGACAUUCAACCUCUGUGGAGAAUCGCAAACGCACUGUUCCCAGUGUUACUAGAUAGAGGUGAUGGUGUCAGGACAGAAGCCCUUUCACGAGAUGACUCCCCAAUAGUCUUUAACAUGCACACCACCAAACUGUAUUUUUUGUGGUGCUUGGAAUACAAGCCUGAGUUCCAUUUAUCAUAAAAGAUGAUAUACACACGUUUGUCCUCUUUCCCCAAAAUGUCUAUGGAAAAAAUAUGUGGUCCCUUUGGGGAUAUAUGUAUGUAUAGAACAUGGAGGCACACGUUAUAUUUGCUGAAAGAACACUGGGUGGUGACUGUUUGAUCCUGAGGGCAUGUUAUGUGCAGUCCUAGGCAUGGAGAAUGGCAUCAGCCUCAAGCUGAGGAUGACUGAUGACCCAACUUGGAAUCGUCAGGUCAAAUGGUCAGGAAACACUUAUUAUUCUAUGGGGUAUAAUGCUGUCAGAAGUUCAGAAAUAUGAGUUUCCAAUAAGCAUUUUUAAGGCAGCAUAACCUCUGUAAAAACCUUUUUAAGGGAAUGAUGUAAACGUUUCUGUAUAAGCGUGUGAGUAAUUCAACUCAAAAUGUACAGUAAAAAUGGUAUAUUGCAUGUUUUUUUUGUUUUAUUCUUUUUUCUGGUGAAGUUGUAAACCAAUUGUUAUUUUUGUAUAAAGACUGACUGUUCUGUAUAGUGCUGUAAUAAAAGGUGCCAAGUGUAACACUGGCUCAAAGUAA